Mesocricetus auratus (golden hamster) is the source of this 1626-nucleotide messenger RNA. It is a transcript of the gene Lrrc42, whose product is annotated as leucine rich repeat containing 42. NCBI's taxonomy places the organism in Eukaryota, Metazoa, Chordata, Mammalia, Rodentia, Cricetidae. The transcript is spliced from 8 exons. Gene Ontology annotation, molecular function: protein binding. Bases 155 to 1408 code for a protein of 417 amino acids. The record is from RefSeq and is a predicted model, not a curated record.
CCCUCUUGCCACCCUCUGUGUGUGUCCCACCCUCACCGGCUUUGUGACCUAGGUGCCGAGCCGCUUCCUGGUCAGCCGCGCUGUGGAGGAAGGAGCCAGCAGUGAGGUGCUGCCGCUCGCUGCCCCGGGCAGGGGCACAGUUGAAAUCAAGGCAAUGGCUUACUACCUCAACUCAGAAACCCACGUGGAUCCAGGACCCAUCUAUGUUCGAGAAAAUGGGCAACUACACAUGGUCAAUCUGGCUCUGGAUGGUGUUAAGAACAGCCUGCAGAAGCCACGACCUUUCAGACUCUUUCCCAAAGGCUUUUCCGUGGAGCUGUGCAUGAACAGGGAAGACACUGCACAGAAGGAGAAGACUGAUCACUUCAUCUUCACAUACACCCGCGAGGGGAAUCUGCGCUACUCUGCCAAAUCCCUCUUCAGCCUGGUGUUGGGCUUCAUCUCUGACAACGUUGAUCACAUUGAUUCCCUUAUUGGCUUUCCUGAGCAGAUUGCUGAAAAGCUAUUCUCUGCUGCUGAAGCCAGACAGAAAUUCACAGAGCCAGGUGCAGGGCUCAGGGCUUUACAGAAGUUCACUGAGGCCUAUGGGAGUCUGGUGCUUUGCUCGCUGUGCUUAAGAAACAGGUAUUUGGUGAUUGCAGAAAAACUUGAAGAGAUCAAGUCUUUCCGAGAGCUCACCCGACUGGAUCUUUCCUGUUGCAAGCUUGGAGAUGAACAUGAACUUCUAGAACAUCUCACCAAUGAAGCUCUGUCUAGUGUAACUCAGCUCCACUUGAAGGAUAAUUGCUUAUCUGAUGCAGGCAUUCGGAAAAUGACAGCACCAGUAAGAGUGAUGAAAAGAGGCCUUGAGAACCUAAUGCUGUUAGACUUAUCUUGUAACCCUGAGAUCACAGAUGCUGGAAUUGGAUACCUAUUUUCUUUUAGAAAACUGAAUUGUUUAGAUAUCUCUGGAACAGGGCUAAAGGACAUCAAAGCCGUCAAGGACAAGCUACAGACACACAUAGGCCUUGUUCACUCCAAAGUGCCUUUGAAGGAAUUUGAUCAUAGUAACUGCAAGACAGAGGGCUGGGCUGACCAGAUCGUACUGCAGUGGGAGCGAGUGAGCGCGGAAGCUGUGCGGCAACGGAAAGAUGGAAAGGCAGCUCAGUACUUCUAUCAAAAACGAGCUCUCUCAGAAGCCUCAAGGAAAUGUCCUCUGGCAGACACCCACAUGAACUCUUCUGGAAAACUCCAGUUCUAUAGAGAGAAGGUUCCAGACUGCCAUGGGCCACUAUUGAGUCAAGAGUCAAAGAAGAGCAAGAAGAGAGCUUUCGAACAAUCAGAGCAGGAGCAGAGCGCGCCACAGUCAGCCAAGCAGAAGUGUGUGUGUCUGGCCGUGGAGGACUGGGACUUGCUGAAUUCCUACUGACUGACACUUACAGUCAGCCUUUCCCUCAUCUCGGCACAUGAGGAGGAGAGACUGCUGGUGAUUUUCUUUUGGUUUGGAUUUACUUAUGGCAUUAGCAUAGCAAGCAAAUAUUUCUACUUUUGUGGGGGAGGGGGAUGCCAUGAACGUAUGUAAUAAUUUCUAAUGUAUAUUUUCAAUACAUAGUAAUUUUUUCAAAUAAACUCUUUUGCUCUCGUUGA